Saccostrea echinata is the source of this 1731-nucleotide messenger RNA. RefSeq lists its product as uncharacterized. The record is from RefSeq and is a predicted model, not a curated record. Gene Ontology annotation, molecular function: nucleic acid binding; zinc ion binding. The transcript has a single exon. Bases 1 to 1731 code for a protein of 576 amino acids. Lineage: Eukaryota; Metazoa; Mollusca; Bivalvia; Ostreida; Ostreidae.
AUGAUAAUAACAAAGUUACCAAAGGAAGCCAGAUUACAAUUAGAAAUACAGAAAGGAAAGAAAGAAAAGUGGACUGUGCAAAAGCUGAGAAUAUUUCUUGAUAAUUACAUAGUAGCCAGAGAGUCUACAGAUAUGGACAACCUAGCCUCUCAUGAAGAACAAUCUGCUACAAAAACACCAUUACCUGCCAUUUCAUAUAUAAAUGAAAGGACAUAUGCAUCUGCAGAAGCCCUAACAACAUUAUUUCAAGAAUCACAAAGAAGAAACAAAUAUGAAAGAAAACAUCCCAUUUGUAUCUUCUGUGAACGAAAUCAUUGGAGUGAUGAAUGCAAGGAAUUCAGGACAAUUAAUGACAGAAAAGAGAAGAUCAGAGGAAGAUGUUACAUUUGUCUUAAACCAGGUCAUCUGAGCAAAGACUGCAAAGUAGACAAACCAUGCGUCCAUUGCCAUCAGACAAAGAAACAUCACCGAAGUCUCUGCAAUAAGAGGAUGCAGCUUUCGAAAGAACCCUCACACUUUGCUGAAACAUCAGAAGUUUAUGACACAGAACCAGUUAACAGUGUUCCAGAAAACAGUCUACUCUCCUCAGGUAGUAUGGUGCUAAUGCAGACUGCAAGAAUUGAUGCAUCAGAUCUGAAUAGAAGGAGAGUUGAAUCUGUAAGAAUUCUGAUGGACUCUGGGUCUCAGAGAACAUAUGUUACUGAAGAAUUAGUUUCGAAGUUAAAUUUGCAGAGGAAAGGAACAGAAGAAAUAUCACUUAACACAUUUGGAGCAAGGAAUCCGAAGACGGUAAAAACACCGAAAAUCUCUUUGAGGAUUAAAUUAAAGGAUGGACACUGCAUGAGAAUUGAUGCAAAUGUUGUGCCUCAAAUAACUGGAUCAGUACAAAGAAGACCGUUACCACCUAACAUCACUAAACAAGUACAGCACCAAUGGAAACAUUUACAAUUUGCUGAUACCCUACCAGAAACUGCAGAAAAUUCAGCCAUAGACAUUCUUAUUGGAAAUGACUAUUACCUAGAUUUAAUAUUAUCAGAAAAAAUUAAAGUCAACCAAGGACUAUACUUACUAUCGUCAAAGGUAGGAUGGAUUCUUACAGGAAGAAUGCAAGAAAAGUUUAAGGGAUCCAGAGAUCAUUUACAUAAGAUACCGAUUGUAAACAGAAACAAACGUAGUACAGAAUAUUGUCUUCAUUCCUCAAUUGAUAAAUGUCUGCCCCUGAAGCCGUCAUCGGACAAUGAUGGGAAAUUUGAAACUAUAGGAACUAAAGACCAACUUCAAUCUUCAGAUGAUGAAGAGGCCUUGAAAAACUUUAAAGGUAAAUUAAAAACAGUAAAUGGCAGAUAUCGAGUCACUUGGCCAAGGAGAGAAAAAACAACAUAUAGACUGAGAGGAAAGUAUAUUCAGAAUAAUAGACCAGUAAAAAUUGAAGAUGAUCGAAUCAAAGAAGAUCUCCCUAAAGGAAGCUGGAAGAUCGGAAGAAUUUGUGAUUUGACAAUGAGUCAAGAUGGUCAAUUCAGAACGGGAAAUGUAAUAAUACCCAACAAAAGGACAUUAAACAGACCUUUAAAUUUACUCUAUCCUAUAGAAUGUAUCAAUGACUCAGAUCAUGGUGACAGUGAUGAAAAGAAGGAAAAACAAACAGUCAGUGAUAUUCCUCCGUUGCCUAGAGCAAAGAGACAGGCUGCUGAAAAAGCCACAAAACUGAUUAAAGAACAAUUAAAUUUGUGA